AUGGAUCUUUGUCGUCAAGAAAUCAAAAAUGCCAAAGCGGAGAUAGAGAGACUAAAAGCAAGUAAUGCCUUGGGAAUGGAUAAACGAGAUGUAUUACGUCGUACGCUGGACUAUUUUGAACAAAAAGAGCAAGAAGAAGGAAAUGAAGAGGGUUUAGAAUCUUUAAAAUACGUCUUGAAUUCUGUCAAGGAUAAAAUUGAUGCAAGACUAGCUGAUCUGGAAAACAUCAUUUUAGACCAAGCAGAUAAAAUGCAUCAAGUUUUCGAUAAAGAUGAUAUGAAGGAAAAUGGGUACGAGUUACGUGCAUCAUUUCAUCACGAUGGUAAGGACGGUACUGGACAUUACUGGGCAUACAUUUGGGUUGAACCAAUGGAACCAAACCUUCUGCAAGACAUCCCAUCAGAGGGCGGAUGGUUCAGGUUUUGCGAUGCUUAUGUUAUUGCUUCAAGUGAAACGGAACUUUACAACGAUCCUUAUCCCCCUUUUGCAUUAAUGUAUGCGAAUGAAACGAUACCCAAGUAUACACAAGACCAACUUUCUGAAUGUAUACCUGAAUCUCUCAAAGGAUUUAUAUCAGCAGACAACGAUUUCUUAUACCAAGAAAUUCAAGCGAAAGAGCGCACAAAUGAUCAAGGAACUGCAUCACUUAUUUCUACGUCAGAUGAUGAUGUGGAAUUCGCAGAAAAGCAGGACUCAGCGAAUUGUUUAGACCUAGAAUCUUCUUCGGCUACUUUUGAUGAUAAUAUAUCUGUUGGAACAGCUGUUGGACAUACAACCAAUGAAUACAGCGAACCCCAGCAAUAUUCAUUUACAGGACAAGGAUUUAGUAAAUUAAAAGAGCGUGUGAAUAGCAAGAUCAUGCAGGUUGUCGAUUUUGACAGUGAUGACUAUCGAUUACUGAUGAGCUUCGAAAACUUUUUAGCACGAACACAAAAUCAGUUGUUAUUAGAACACUUGUACUUGUUGUAUUCUUCCGAUGAGGUGAGCUGGAUAAAAAACCAAUUAGUGGAUGAAGAAGCAUCAAAAACAGAUGAUGAACUUAAAAUUAUAUGGCACGAAUACGAAACUUUCAUAAAUAUUGCUGGAAUGGUAACACAGGCUCUAAGCUACUUUGCGAAUCAAGAUUUUUCAAGUGCUUUGCAAUCUCUAUUGGAUGCAAAGCGUCAUGAAGCAUCAUGGAAAGAUGGUCUCUUAUUAGAUUUAGACGUUUCUAGCGCGUUUUCUGGUUUAACUACUAUUUCAUUUAAUAAUAUCGUAGAAAAGUAUGGCAAAGAAUGUUUGAAGAUUUUGAAUAAGGCUGCAUAUAAAAAAGCUUCAAAUGAAUCGUAUAGAACUCGUGGAUUAGAAGACGCUAUCCGGAUUGCAUAUCAAGCGCAAACUAUCAUUGGACCUGAUAAUAUCCAAACCGAUCAGAUAUAUCAGUCGCUUGGUGAGCUCUGGUUGACAUUUACAGAACAGCAAAACGUGGGUUCCUCAUUGACGGAUACACAGGUCGAGCUAUUAAAUACGCUGGUGAUGACCUAUCUAGAGGGACAAGGUGGAGGGUCUAUUGGAAUUCCAAGUCGAGGUGAAUCCCCUGUUGAUAACUCUGUCGAUGAUGAGAAAGACAAUGAUUUACCCUUAUGGCAAAAAUAUCAGCAGGUCUGUUCUCAAUCUGAGCAUGUGUUAACUACUUUAUCAAACAAACAAUAA
This is a messenger RNA of Mucor mucedo, 1692 nucleotides long. RefSeq lists its product as uncharacterized. The coding region runs from base 1 to 1692 and encodes 563 amino acids. The transcript has 5 exons. The record is from RefSeq and is a predicted model, not a curated record. Lineage: Eukaryota; Fungi; Mucoromycota; Mucoromycetes; Mucorales; Mucoraceae.